Molecule: messenger RNA, 3770 nt
Organism: Trachemys scripta elegans
Lineage: Eukaryota; Metazoa; Chordata; Testudines; Emydidae
Gene: MTMR14
Product: myotubularin related protein 14
Exons: 18
Coding region: 99-1739 (546 amino acids)
Biological process (GO): dephosphorylation
Molecular function (GO): phosphatidylinositol-3-phosphate phosphatase activity
Source: RefSeq, a predicted model, not a curated record
AUUUCCGGUGCGCGCCGUGGCCCCGGAAGCGGGGAACGGAAGCAGCCGGGUGGCCGAGUGCGGGGCCGCGAUGGGCCGGGAGCCGUGAGCGGGCGGCGAUGGCGGGGGCCCGGGGCUGCCCCCAGGCGGGCACCGGGGAGCGGGCUCUGGCCGAGCUGCUGCUCGAGUUCUCUCGGGCGCAGUAUCGGGCCAAGGACGGGGGCGGCGGCGGGGCCGGGAGCAGCGCGAAGGUGGAGAGGAUUGAGAAGUGCUGCCUGGAGCUGUUUGGCAGGGACUAUUGCUACAGCCUGAUCCAGAAUGUGAAUGGGGAAAUUUGUGGCCACUAUCCCCGGCAGAUCGUCUUCCUAGAAUACGAGAGCACUGACAGGGAGCGAAACAUGUUUGAGAGCACUGUGCAGGUCAGCAAACUGCAGGACCUCAUCAACCGCAGUAAAAUGGCCAGAUGUAGAGGACGAUUUGUCUGCCCAGUCAUUCUGUACAAGGGAAAGCAUGUUUGUAGGUCAGCGACCCUGGCUGGAUGGGGGGAACUGUAUGGACGUACUGGGUACAACUACAUUUUCUCAGGGGGCUCUGAUGAUGCAUGGGCUGAUACCGAAGACCUUUCAGAAGAAGAUUCUGCGUUCAGGAAUGCAGACUCCCAGCUGUUUGACAAGGUCCGAGGACAUGACAUCAAGCUGCUUCGAUACCUGUCUGUCAGAUAUAUCUGUGACCUGAUGGUGGAGAACAAGAAAGUGAAGUUUGGCUUAAAUGUGACGUCUUCCGAGAAAGUGGACAAAGCUCAGCGCUAUGCCGACUUUACCCUCCUCUCCAUCCCAUAUCCAGGCUGUGAAUUUUUUAAGGAGUACAAAGACCGGGAUUACAGAGCUGAGGGUCUCGUAUUUAACUGGAAGCAGGAUUACGUAGAUGCUCCAUUAAGUAUCCCAGUGUCUCUGACCCGGUCUUUGAACAUUGACUGGAGCGAGUACCAGAGCUGGGACCUGGUGCAACAGACACAGAACUACCUGAAGCUGCUGAUCUCACUCAUCAAUGGGGACGAUGACAGCGGGCUUCUGGUACACUGUAUAUCCGGCUGGGACCGAACCCCUCUCUUCGUCGCCCUCCUGCGCCUCUCCUUGUGGGCCGAUGGGCUUAUCCAUGCCUCGCUGGAGCCUGCGGAGAUUCUUUACCUGACAGUGGCCUAUGACUGGUUCCUUUUCGGGCACAUGUUGGUUGAUCGGCUCAGUAAAGGAGAAGAGAUUUUCUUUUUCUGCUUCAAUUUUCUGAAGCACAUCACCUCUGAGGAGUUCUCUGCUGUGAAGCUGCAGAGGAGGAAGAGCCUGCUGCCUGGCUUCACGGUGGAAGAAAUCUGCAUGCUCAAGCAGAGGGAUCGGGGCAGCACCACGAGCCUGAGCAGUGACUUCUCCCUAGUGCUGGAGAGUUCACCAGGAGCAGCUGGGAGCUUCACCUCUGAGGCUGUGGAGCUGAUGCCAGCUGGCGCACAGACCCAGGCCGCUUGGGGGAAGUUGAUGUCUCACCCAGGGCUCCUGUUGUCCUGCAGGCGGAAGAGCCGCACAUCCUCUCCCCAAACGGUGCUCUGGAGCCGGACCCCGCAGUCUGAAGACCGACCGCCUUACCAGGAAGCAAAGUCCUCUAGCUCCUCCUCCUCAAACCAUUCUGACACCUUCCUGAGGGCUGGAAGCAGCCCACUGGAGGUCCCAAAACCCAGCUGGAGGCUGGUUCCUGGGGAAGGUCUAAACUGAGGAAACAACUGCACUUGACUAUCUUGACCUCUGGCCAUGUGGUCAUGGCAACAAAACACUUGGCCACGGCAGCAGCAGCAGCCGGGGAAACAUGGACUGUUCCUAGUGGGCCAACAGCACUUCAAGCAGCUAAUCCCAGUUGUUCCAGGUGCAGCCAGCGUGGAGAGCAGAGGAAUGCCGACGAGUAGUGGAGGAAGGGGAAGGGUACCUGAGCAGGAUACCUAAAGGUUGAACACCAGGAUGACCCUUUAGGUGUUUCCACUGGGGCAUCCUAGAAGGAAACGUUGCAUAUGUGACACUUGGCCAGUGUGUGGGCUUCUCCAGGGGCUGGAGCUUCUGUCAGACUAAUAAUGUGAUUAGUGGCCCAUGACCCAGUCCAAAGGCAAAGUCAGAUGUCAGGUCUCUGGUUGACAGAAAACCACUUCCCACCACAUCUCUGCAUAGGCUGUGUCCCAAACUUGCUAGGCAUUUGCAGAGCAGGACAUAAUGAUCUCGCCAGCUGAAUGCUUUGUGUCUAGAAACAACACAAGUUGCCUCUUAACUCCUUGUGCCUGUGUGAACUGGGCUGUAGAUACAGUGACCUGAAGCUCAUGUUUCACACUACUCCUGGGAGUAGUAGCCAGUGAAGUUGCAGAAAAAUGCAGUGUGUCUGCAUUGGGGCAUUGACUCGCGAGCGCGCACACGUGACGCUGGAUUAGCAAACUGAACAAAUGUUGCCUGUGCUGUUAAGUCUAUUAAUCAACCCUGGUGUGCUGUGCUCUGUUACGAGGCAAGGAAUCCAGCCCCGGGGUCUUCUGGUGGCUGUGUGACUCACAGGAAACACUAGCUCUUUAAAUGCUGCUGCAGCCAGUUCAGUAAUGUGCUCUGACUGCAAAGAGCAGCUCCCCAGUGCGUGUGGCUACUCAGUGGGAUCUGUGGAUGCUGUAGUUGGUGACCAUGGAUUCUCUUCAGCCAGCAUUGGGACAUUUUUCUCACAGUUGCUUUGAGGUGCUUGGUAGCUAGAGGUUUUACCAUGUCUGUGCUGGACAUCUGUCAUUCUCUGUCCUAAAGAGAAACCAGGCCCAAAGCUUGCCAGGACCAGGACUGAAACACCUGACUGCAGAAGGAAAUGAGGAGUCUUUCCAGAACUGAAGCUCUGAUUAUGCUACAAAUUGAACUGAUACUGUGGUGAAGAGUGUGACGUUGCCAAGGCCCUGACGGAGGUCCCAGAAGACUGGAGAAGGGCUAACAUUGUGCCCAUCUUUAAAAGGAGGGGAAAGGAGGAGCCAGGGAACUACAGACCAGUCAGCCUGACUUUGAUACCUGGGAAGCUACGGGAGCCAUGUAUAAAACAUUCCAUUUGCAAAUACCGGGAGGAUGGAGGGUGAUCACUAGCAGCCAGCAUGGAUUUACCUAGAACAAAUCCUGCCAAACCAGCCGGAUUUCCUUCUUUGACAGGGUAACUGGUUUGGUGAAUAGGGGGAAUGCAGUGGACAUAAUAUACCUGGAUAUCAGCAAGGCUUUGGACACAGUCCCACAUGACAUUCUGAUAAGUAAGCUGGAGAAAAGCAGGCUCGACAGAACUACCGUUAAGUGGAUACAUAAUUAGUUAAACAACUGCAAACAAAGAGUCACUAUUAAUGGAAUGAUGUGGGGUUGGUGGGAGGUCUCAACUAGGGUUCUGCAGGGAUCUGGUCUGGGUCUGGUGUUGUUAACAUCUUUAUUAAUGACCUAGAUGCAGAUAUAGAGAGCAGACUGAUCAAGUUUGCAGAUGACACAAAGCUGGGGGAUGCGGGAGGAGUUGCCAACACUUGGGAGGAUGGAGCUAAAAUUCAGAGGGACCUUGAUAAGUUGGAGAACUGGACUAUAGACAACAAAAGGAAAUUCAACAAAGACAAAUGUGAGGUGCUGCACUUAGGGAAGAAAAAACAAAUGCGCAAAUACAGACUGGGGGAAAACUGGCUUGGCAGCAGCACUGCUGAGAAGGAUCUGGGAGUUGUGGUGGAUCACAGCCUCCGAAUAAGUCGGCAACGCGAUGCUGUUGCAAAAAAA